Adineta ricciae is the source of this 2190-nucleotide messenger RNA. The record is from the annotation of a GenBank genome assembly. Lineage: Eukaryota; Metazoa; Rotifera; Eurotatoria; Adinetida; Adinetidae.
AUGCAGACAGGAGCAACAACCGUUCUCAAAUUUCUACCGUCUAUUCUCAGGAUCGCUAAAACGAUUUAUGAAAUCACCAAACAAGUGACAGCUAACAAAAAUCAAUGUAAACGCUUGAGCGAACGAGUUAAGUGUAUCGUUGACAUUCUCCAAGAUGAUUCGAUUGAUAAAUCGGACUCACCAUCGAUGGAACGAGCAUUGAAAAACUUAAAAGGAACAUUGAAAGAUAGCGCCAAGUUUAUCGAAAAAUUUGCUGAUGCGUCGAUCGUUAGUCGUUUUUUACAUAAUUCUGAUCAUCAACAAACGUUCGAAGAACUUACUACACGAUUAUCAAACAAUGCAAUUGAUCUCAAUUUAGCUUUGAAUAUCAGUGCCAUCUUUGACCAACAACAAGAUGUAUACGAUCGACGAGCCGAUCUUGCAGAAAUCUCGUCGAAACUGGACGAAAUUGCCUCCGAAAUGGCUCGCCAGCAGAAUGAACUACUCAAACAGAAUAAAAAUAUGAAAGACGAAUUUAAACGACGAUUUGAUUCAUUCAAGUAUAGCCUUCGACAAGAUAUUCUGAAAGCUGAACGAGGUGUGGAAGCAAAAGAAAUGGAAGAAGAAUUCAAACUUUUCCUGCAUAUUCCGUAUCAUGAUCUAAUCUGUGAAAAGCUCAUUGGUCAAGGAGGAUUCGCCGAUGUUUAUAAAGGCAUGUGGCUCAGCCAACACCAUCAAGUCGCGAUCAAGCAAAUCCGUAUGACAGAUCUUACGGAAAACGUCAAGCAGACUGUUCUGCAUGAAAUAGCAACAAUGUAUAAAAUUCGUUAUAAUCACGUCCUUGGUGUUCUCGGAGCAUGUAUAGAGCCAAACUGUUAUGCUUUAGUUGUAGAAUACAUGUCUCUCGGAUCGUUAUUUGACGUUUUGAAGAACAAUAAGCAUAUUCAAUCGUGGCGAGAUCGAUGGUCGAUUGCGUUACAAAUGACGAAAGGAGUGAAUUAUCUGCAUUCGAUAUCGAUUGUACAUUGUGACAUCAAAUCGUUGAAUUUUCUUAUGGAUCAAGUAAUUGAUGGUUAUCUUGUUAAGAUCAGCGACUUCGGCCUGGCAAAAAUACGACAAGAAACAAGUCGACAAACGAAAGAGCGGGCUGAACAAGUAGUCUCAUCAGGUACACUUCAGUGGAAAGCACCGGAAUUGUUAAAAUUCGGGAAACCAUCGAAGGCUAGUGAUAUCUAUAGUUUGGGCAUUACCUACUGGGAAUUAGCGACGCGAUCGGAACCCUACGAAGAUUUAGAUGAAGCAGUUAUAUGUCAAGGCGUGAAGUCCGGAGAACGACUUGACAUACCUGAAGAUAUACCACCGGCUUUUACAUCAAUUAUUACCAGUUCAUGGAGUCAAGAACCAAAAAAACGACCCACCGCCGAAGAACUCAUAAAAGAAAUUACGAAAAUGACAUCGGAUACAGUAGAGCAGUCAGCACCAUCAAACGUUUCAGCAGCAACAGCCAAUGUAAUCACUCCGGAAUUGUCUCCGAACAAUCCGGAAUCGAAAUUGGAAGACUUGAUCAAUCAGUUUAAACUCGGUUCAACAGUUAAUCUAAAUGAUCAACAGAUAACAGACUUAGAUAUGCCACUCGUUGCUCAACAAGCCAUCGUGAAGAAGAAAUGCACUAGUCUUUGGAUAGAACGUAAUCAGAUCACAUUGAACGGUGCUUCCGUUCUCGCUGACGCACUUUACAAUAACUUGACUUUGUCCGAACUCUGGUUGUUCAGCAAUCAGAUUUCUGACACAGGUGUUAAAUAUCUUUCCAGGGCACUUGCAGCGAAUCAAACUCUCAGAAAGCUCGGUCUCGCCGCAAAUAACAUCACAAAUGCGGGCGCAGAAUAUCUCGCUACUCUACUACAAACAAAUCACACGAUAACUAUGUUAGGAUUGGCUAAGAAUAAGAUUGGCAAUCAAGGUGUACAGUCUUUAGCAAAAGUGAUUGCAAAACAGAAGAGCGGUCUGCAAACACUAACUCUUGAUCGUAAUGAGUUCAUAAGUGAUUCAAGUAUCGAAUCCCUUAUCGACAUGAUCAAACGUAGUCAAUCAUUGCAAGUACUAUGGAUCAACGAUUGUGGCCUGACAAACGAUGGCAAACGAAAACUACGGGAUAAAACGGCAUCGAAAAAAGAGUUUAAAUUAGUCACUACCUAUGAAUACUCUUCGUAG